Messenger RNA from Triticum urartu, 2870 nucleotides. RefSeq lists its product as uncharacterized. Lineage: Eukaryota; Viridiplantae; Streptophyta; Magnoliopsida; Poales; Poaceae. The record is from RefSeq and is a predicted model, not a curated record.
CUCCAUGGCAGCCAGCCCAUCGCCGCCUCUUCUUCCACUCCCCCUCCCAUCCCCUAUUCCCACCCAUCACUCCCCCCCGAACCUUCUAGAAGCCCCCGAGGCCAGAACCCUACGCACCCAUGGCGGCCUCGCUCCUCUCGCGCGCCGCCUCGGCCGCCUUCGCCCUCCGCGGCGGCGCCCGGCUCCUCCCCAAGGAAACCCCCCUUCCUCCUCCCCUCCUCCUCCCGCUCCUCCUCAUCCUCCUCGCCACCGCCGCCGGCACGCUCCCCGCGGUCGUAACCCUGCCGCUGCAACCACCGCCUCGAUCUGCCAGGUCUGAUAGUGUUCGCCUCUUGGAAACUUGCAGGGCAGGGUCGGAUGGGCGCGCGGCGGAGGUCGGGUGCGGGGCGUCGCUGUCACCGUCGAUGACGCGGUUCGGGAUCGCCGUGCGCUUCAACGCCAUGUCGUCGGCCGUCUCGGAGGCCGCCACCACCACGGCCGCGUCGAGCGUCGUCCACGCGGUGCCGCGGACCGAGCCUGUCAUGUCCGCCGAGUGGCUGCACGCCAACCUCAGGGACCCUGAUGUGAAGGUUUCUUCGUCAUGAUCUGGAUUGCCGCAGUCAUGUUCAAGUCCAAUGAUAUCUUGCGCAAGCAGACCGCUCUCAAGGUUGGUGCUUCAUAAUAACUUUUCUAUCAACGUGCUUCUUCUGCUUCUAGAGGUUAAUUAAUUGUUCUGACAAGCAGACUGCUCUCAAGAGCUUGUGCUUAUCUUGUGUAUCAACGUUCUUGUUCUGCUUCUAGCACUGGGUCUAUCCCUUCUAUUGAGGAAGCCGGCUGGCAGACUGCUGCCGUCACUAAAUAUUUGCUGCAUACUUAAUCACCACUUUGUAGAUGAAUUAUUAUUUAUUUUUGUCAUAUAUGUAGUUCAUCUGUCCAAUGCUCUGCACUAUAAAUACUAAUUUGUGUGCCAGGCCACCAUUGUGGUAGUGCCCAUGUCUCUUCUCCAGUCAGUCACAUCGUGCUAUGAUGCACACAUCCUCAAGUCUGGGAAGCAACCCUGGUAAGCCAAUUAUUGAAGCGCAUUUUUUUAGUCCCAUCACAUGCACAAUCUCAUCAAUGGUUAAUUUUCCAUUAUCAUGUUCAAGAGUUUCUUGGCCAGCUCUGAUAAUUGGGAUCUCAUGGAUGCCACAAUUGCACACAAUAAAUAAACAUAUUUGAUGAUGCCUUCUUGAACAGAUCAGCCUCCCCCCUUGCAAAAGAAAAAACGAUCAGCCUCCCUAGAUGAAAUCAAUAAACUGGAGCACUCCAACUAUCUACUACUUAGCCCUCAGAAACAAGUAUGACUACUAGCCAACUACACUCAAAUCAUAGAGCUCUAAAAUAUACUGUAACUAUCUCACAUGGUAUUGUACUAAAAAAACAAAGUUUUUCAAUUUUUCACUAAACUACUACUCAAAUCAUCCUAUUGUUGCGAAGUUGUGAGGUAUAUAUAUGAUAGCUUACAAUUGUUUGAAAAACUAAGACCAUGGUCUAUCCUAAAUGUGAGAUUUCAUUUUGAAUUAGUUGGUAGGCUUAAUUCUUUUGUUCUGCUUCAGCUCACUCUUACAUAAUGCCAAUUCGUGUCAAGAGCCCUUCGCUGGCAACUCACUAGAUGUAGAAACCCAAGUGGACGCAACCGCUGAGCCCUAAAUUGUUGUUUUUUGUGACGAUUAUCGGUAUGUAUUUACAUCAGCCAGAACAUCUUAUAUGGGUGUCUUAUCGUAAUAUUUCUACCUGGCAAAGAUUUCCUCUUGAUUCUUGAAUUUUACCACGUCCUUUCCUACUUUUACCAUUCAAUUAUUACAAUUGUUGUAUGUAUCAUAUUUGUUGUCAGGUGAGCCUUGAAACAUACUCCCUUUGUAUCAAAAUAUAAGAUGUUUUUUGACACUGGAGUAUAUGGCUUGCUAAUCCCAUCAUGAUUACGAAUAUAUAUAUGUUGUUUGCUGCUGGAGAAAAAUAAAUUUGCUGUCCAUUGAUUGAGUGCAUUACAGUAAUAAUUUCCAAACGUCACAUGAAACAAGGAAAUAUUUUCACGUGACUUCCUGUUUUGACAGAUAUAACAAGGAAACAUCCACAUCAAUUUUGUUCUUGAUAUAUUUUAUAUUGGUUUAUAGCUCACUCAUCAUACCAUUUUUUAUUUGUGGUAUAAGAAUAUUUGCCUUCUCAAACUUCCAUUUUUUUGGGAUUGUACUAUGCUCAAUUAAUUUGAUAGAAGUAUACCCAGAGUACGAUAAACAAGGAAACAAAGCACACCCGCAUAAUUAAAUUAGCUUUGCCAAGGAUAUAGGGCAAAACUUCCUCGUGUAGAUCUUCUGCUUGUAUUGCACUAAGCUCUUGGUUACCAUUUGGAAUCUUAUUCCAGGAUCCAUGUUAAUCCCAUACAUAUUUCCGAGCUUGUAGGAUGACUGGAAUAUUGCCCUGUUUUACGUCGAAUAUCUCAAGCGACAAAAUUUGCUCUUAAUGUACUGCUGCAGGAUCUGGAUAUCUCUCAAAAUUUAGUACUUUCUGGUGUUGAUCUCAAGUGUUGGCUCCUACAGCAUUGCAUUUCACCAAGUGAAAUGCUACAUUUCUACUCCUAACCCAUUCUCUCUUUCUUAGUGUUUUUGUUAUGCAGGUUGGAAGAAAAGAAGAAGAUCCAGAGAAGAUCUUAGUAGUAAGAUAGUUUUUUAAGAAAAUAGAUAUUUAGUUUUAGGUCAUUUCUUGUAAUUUCAGAUAUGGAGUGAUUGUUUAUAGUUUUUGUUUUGACUUUGUGAAACUUGCUACCCAUGGAUGAAACUGUGUAAUAUUGAUGAAACUAUGUAUAUGUAUGGAUGAAACUUGCUACUAUUGGUAACAUGUGUUACUAUUCAUCA